CUGACAUUUACGUUAGCCUUAUGAAUAUUAAAGUGUUUUUUUUUUUAAGUCUUCUUUAAGUAUUUUUUUAUAUCUGUUUUUAUUGGUGACUCGAAGUGGUCUCCGUCAGCGUGAAUAAGCUGUUUCUCAGUUUAUUUAACACAGUCCUUGAAUCGACAACUUUUCGGAAAGCUACCGAUAAUCAUUUAUGAAGUGUAAUAGACGGUGUUUUUUUUUCCUUCCAUUUGUUUCAUUCUUUCUUUAUAUCGUUAUUCUCAACAAGUGUACAAAUAGUCACAAGUAAAAACGAGGUUAUAAAUUUGACAUAUCAAAUGCGAAUGCUAUAAAUUGCUUUAAAGAAACUUGUCAAUAUGGAUACAAAUUCAUUUAUUCUGAGUACUUUAGAAAAUGGAAUUCUAAAAGUAGUGCUUAAUAAACCUGCCAAAAAGAAUGCACUUUCGCCUCAGAUGUAUAAAAAAUUAACGACACUUUUAAAUGAAUCUGCUAAAAACAAUAAUGUAUUGAUAUUUGCAUUAACCGCAAAUGGAGAUUUCUUUAGCAGUGGUAAUGAUAUAAUUGCCUCAAUGGAGUCUACUCUAACUUCUGCCGAAAAAACAAUUAAAGAAUUAAUUGAUACUAUAAUCUUAUAUCCAAAGCUUUUAAUAGCUGUUGUAAAUGGACCAGCAAUAGGAAUAGCAACUACAAUAUUAGGAAUUUUUGACAUAGUUUAUGCCUCAGAUAAGGCAUAUUUUCACACGCCGUUUAGCUCUUUGGGUCUUGUUGCUGAAGGAUGUUCUUCGUAUACGUUCCCAAGAUUAUUAGGACAUUCCAAAGCUGGAGAUAUGUUAUAUUUGGGAUACAAGAUGAACGCUCAAGAAGCCAAGCAACAUGGUUUGGUUAGCAAUGUGUACAAUCACGAUUCUCUUGAAGAAGUAUGGAAUUAUUUGAACAAGAUAGCUACCCUUUCUUCACAGUCAAUAUUAGCAACUAAACGAUUGAUGAGUAGGUGGAAUAAAGAGACUUUAUUAAAGGUUAAUGAGGAAGAAAUGAAAGAGUUAAGAAAAUUAUUCGAGUCUCCUGAGCUACACAAAAGGAUGAUGGUUUUUUUGUCACGAAAAAAUAAGCUUUAAAUUUAUUGAAAUGAUUUACAUCUUUUAAUAAACUACAAAUACUGAAUUUUAUGUCUCAAAAUGUAUUCACAAUGUACUAUUUGUAUAAAAUACAUAAUAUUAUAACAAAAAUAAAAUAUAUAAAUUUAUAAUUUGUACAUAAUUUAUAUCAUUUUUUGUCAUUUAAUUAAAUUUUUUGUAUUGUAGAAUUUUUAAAUAUAAAUGUUAUAUUAUCACUUUCUAUUAACAUAUCCUGUAAAACAAAUAUAUGUGUAAAAUAAACCAAAUGAUAAAUUUUUAAUC
Monomorium pharaonis (pharaoh ant) is the source of this 1391-nucleotide messenger RNA. RefSeq names its product enoyl-CoA delta isomerase 2. Bases 351 to 1109 code for a protein of 252 amino acids. Lineage: Eukaryota; Metazoa; Arthropoda; Insecta; Hymenoptera; Formicidae. The record is from RefSeq and is a predicted model, not a curated record. The transcript has 6 exons.